Molecule: messenger RNA, 5752 nt
Organism: Fusarium odoratissimum NRRL 54006
Lineage: Eukaryota; Fungi; Ascomycota; Sordariomycetes; Hypocreales; Nectriaceae
Exons: 4
Coding region: 1110-5129 (1339 amino acids)
Biological process (GO): potassium ion import across plasma membrane; cell volume homeostasis; potassium ion homeostasis
Cellular component (GO): membrane
Molecular function (GO): potassium:chloride symporter activity
Source: RefSeq, a predicted model, not a curated record
GACAUGUGAAUAGAUAUUUCUAUAUCUCACAUCAGAGAUCUCGAUCUCUCGUCUUGGUUUUUGUGUUUUACUAACAUCAGGCCUCGUCUUUCUCUCUGGCCAUACGACGAACAUAGGUAGCAUUCAAAACCUCGGCAACAGAAGCACCGACAGAAGCUUGAAUUUCAGAGUGGAUUUCCUUCGGCAUGGCCUACGUCAUUUGGUAGCACCUACAGCGCCUAUCGCGAUACGAAGCUGCACCUUGUGGUUCACUAUGAGCUCUAGCAUAACAAGUCACGCCAGCUUCCAGGAGCAUGAAAACUUGGGACCUUGACCCUAAGUGAUAAAAAGACUUUGGUAAGUUAUCAUAAACUUAGGAGGUUUUUUGAAAAGUUUAUUUUGUCACUUAGGAUCAAAGUCUCGAGUUUUCUUGCCUCCCCUGGGCCAGCUCUUGCACAUGAUCCGACUUCCCCACAGACAAGAGUCAUAAAGACGGCUAUCACUGUGAUAUCUUGAGCUCUGGAGGGAUAGCUCUAAGCAACACUACUGGAUUCUACUGGCCUCUAACCGCUGAAAUGGAGGUUUUAGCGGGGAAUGUCCAGCACCCGUGGACCCUUGAAACCACCUCAAACACCAACAUUAGCACCGUGGACCCCUGCUGACCCGUCUAGUUCCUCCAAACUUCCAUACCUUUCCUGCUGUAACUACGAUGGAGGCCCAAGAAUGCCUCCCUUGAGGCUAUUGUGGCGUCCUUGAUUGGCGAUGAUCUCUAAACCAACAUGGACGUUUUUGCCCGGAUUGCCGAAUAGCUCCCUUGUAUUAUCCACUCACCACCACACUAACCACACCCAAUGUGCAACACGCGGGAGGCUUCAGCUUGGAAUUCUCUUGGCAAGCAUAGGAUUGACGACCGAUUACCCAAUUGCUAAGUGGUCCUUGAACAAUAGAAUACACCAUAACAUCAUUAUUUCUCAGGCCUCUCCCCUCUUUCAAAAGCCUCAUUCUUCAGUGUUUUGUUCCACCGCGGUUCUUCACCGUCUCAUACUUGCUCAUGUGGGCCAGUGCUCGCUACUACUGACCCCUCGUCUGGCUGACUGACUGAAUGCCCGACUUGCUCUCUGGACUGCACCAUGACAACACCUCAACAGUCAGAUAUCAAGGGAGUAGACAAUGGGGGAGAACGACAACGAAAUAGCAUAACCGGGUCUCAUGGCGGACGAGGAUCGGUAUCAGUCACCAUGGAGCCACGGCACAACAAGUUGGGCAGCAUCUCGGGUGUCUACAUCCCUGUUUUUCUCAAUAUCAUGAGUAUUCUCAUGUUUUUGCGAUUCGGUCAAAUUAUUGGGAAAAUCGGCUUCGUGGGCAUCCUCGGACUUCUAGUUACAGCUUACUCCAUUGACUUAUUGACAACGCUUUCUCUAUCAGCUAUCGCAUCCAAUGGCGAAGUCAAGGGCGGUGGUGCAUACUAUCUUAUCUCACGGUCUCUGGGACCCGAGUUUGGUGGUUCCAUCGGAAUCCUCUUCUAUCUUGCUCAAGUUCUCAAUGCAAGCAUGAACGUUGUUGGUCUUAUUGACUGUGUUAGACUAAAUCUCGGUGCGGCUUUCCCCUCAGGUUACUGGACUGGCUAUGGCCUCCAAACAGCUGCCCUGUUGCUUUGUACUGGUCUUUGUUUCCUAGGAUCUGCAACUUUUUCGAGAGCCUCCAAUGCUCUGCUUGCCAUCCUGAGCUUGGCCAUUGUCAGCAUCCCGGUCUCUGCUGUCUUCAAGGCUCCCUUCCAUGAUAGGGAUCUCGGGAUUCAUUUCACCGGACCUAGUCUUGAUACCCUGACCGACAACUUCCUUCCUCACAGCGGCCCCCAAUUCAAAGGCCUCGAAACGUUUCGUGAUCUGUUUGGCAUUCUCUUUCCUGCUACCUCAGGAAUCUUCGCAGGUGCAUCCAUGUCUGGAGACCUAAAAGACCCAAGCAGAUCGAUCCCUCACGGAACGCUCUGGGCAAUGUUGACAACCUUUAUCAUCUACUUUGUCGUAAUUCUUUCACUGGCUGCGAGCACAACUCACUCAUCUUUCCUGGCCAACGACAAUGUCAUCCCUCUCGUCAACCUCUCCCAACCUGUCAUCCUCGCUGGUGAAUGUGCAGUCACCUUCUUCUCUGCUCUUAUGGGCCUGAUCGGUGCCUCCAAGCUGUUCCAAGCUUUUGCAAGGGAUAAGCUUCUUCCAGGCCUCGGCUUCUUCAGCAAGGGCACGAAACAUGGUGACGAACCAAUUUACGCUUUGCUUCUGACUUAUGUCAUUGCACAACUGGCGCUGUUCGCUGAUCUCAACCAGAUCGCUACCUUUAUCUCUAUGGGAUAUCAGAUGACUUUCUUCGUCAUGAAUUUAGCUUGCUUCCUUCUCAAAGUCGGGUCAGCCCCUAACUUCAGGCCAAGCUUCAAGUUCUUCACCUGGCAAACUGCUUUCCUUGCCGGCAUCUUGUCAGGCUUUGCUAUGUUCUUCAUCGAUGAGACUUAUGCUGCUAUUGCUAUCACAGUGCUUGUGUUGCUAUUCCUCCUCAUUCAUUACCUCAGCCCUCCUAAGCACUGGGGCGAUGUCAGCCAAAACUUGAUCUAUCAUCAAGUAAGGAAGUAUUUGCUACGCCUGAGACCAGAACACAUCAAAUUCUGGAGACCGCAUAUCAUAUUACUUAUCAACAACCCUCGCAGACAGACCAGGUUGAUCCAAUUUUGUAACUCACUCAAAAAGGGGUCGCUUUACAUUCUUGGCCAUGUCAUCGUGACCGACGACUUCAACUCAGGGGUUCAUGAAGCUCGGCUUCAACAACAUGCUUGGACAAAAUACAUCAAUGAGUUCUCCAAGAUCAAGGCUUUUGUGCAGCUAACAAUGUCCCCCACUAUCACUUGGGGCAUCCGCAAUCUGAUACUAUCAGCCGGCCUUGGUGGCAUGCGUCCCAACAUUGCUGUACUUGGAUUUUACAACAUGGAGGAACUGCGAAAAUCAAACCCGAAGCUACGCGUACCUGAUGUUCCCGUAUCUUUGUCCAGUCAAAUGCGACGGCCCCCUAGGUCAAAUGGCAAAGCUCCCGAAAGGCCUCGGAGGCGACGGGGUGACACGUCAGCAAGGCUCAUGGACGGCAUCCUACCAACAGACGUUAUUCGUACCGAGAAUAUGAUGUCUCCAAAAGAGUAUCUGACUAUACUAGAGGACCUUGCGUUGCGAUAUCGACUUAACAUUGCGGUGGGGUGUGGCUUUGAAUCACUUGAGACACCAAGAAAGGACGGAACCAACACCAAAAAGUACAUCGACCUGUGGCCUAUCCAGAUGUCGGCCGAGGUUACUUCUGACGGAAAGAGUUUACUGACCACCAACUUUGAUACAUACACCCUCAUUUUGCAGCUCGGGCAUAUUCUUCACAGUGUGCAACUCUGGAAGCAUGUUUAUACCCUUCGGGUCAUGUUGUUUGUGGAAUACGAGAGUGAGGUCAACGAAGAGCAUGCUCGAGUUCUGGCACUUCUUGAGAAAUUGAGAAUUGACGCAGAGGUCAAAGUAUUUUGCUUGGCAUCAGGCAGUCUAAAUACUUACGAUCUCAUCGUCAAUGGAAUAGGUAACGACAUCGAUUGGGAAAUUGUCGUCAACGAUACACUCCGCAACGAAGAGUGGUGGGAUGAUGUUCAGAUGUUCCGAGGCCGAUCAGACAACAUGACUUCUACUCAGGAGCUGGAUCAGCUGGAGCACAUAUAUGAUACGAUAUCUGGGAGGCCCGGUUUGUAUAACCCUCAUGAGGAGAUAUACGACCGUCGACGUGCUAGCACGACGGAUGUUCCCGAAUUACCAAGACGGCCGGCUAUUCGGAUGCUUUCAAAGAUGGGGGUUAGUAUGGGAAUUCACACACACCAUCUCCCAGACGGUGCAUUAGAUGAAACGGAUAACGAGGAUGACGAGGCAGAAGACUCGCAAGCAGAACUUCUUGAUGACGAGGAAAUGGGGUACAGUUCUACACUAGACCAUGAGUCGAUUGAGGAAAGAAACAUCGGCCCGAGUGAUGCAGCUCGUCAGCCAUUGUUGGGGGGUGGAGAUUCUCAUGAUGAGGAUGGUAGAGUACGUGGUGACUUUUGGGAAAGCUUUGGCCGAAGGUCCAAGUCUGACACAGUUGGGGACGCGGUCGGGACAAGUACAUCGUACGGUACAAUGUCAUCGUCUGCGACAGUCAAGGGAGUUGGCGUUAGUGUUGGUGGAGUCCAAACAUCACAGUCGGCAUCAGCAUCAGCCUCUCAAGUUGCACCAGAAUCGUCAGCAACACAGACGAACGAACGACCACAUGGAGGCAGCACAGACUCUGCCCCGGCAGAGUUUCCCCCUCUUGUCUCGCGAGACUCGUUAGGACCUUCGGCAGCCUUCAGUCGUGUGCGCCCCCCAAGCCCUACGCGAGAAGACACUGUACGACCGUAUCGCAGCGGCGCGUCAACACCAGGAAGACCCAAUCUUUCCAGGCAGUCCUCGGCCGUGAAGUUCUCCAGCCGCCCGGUCCCGGAAACAAAGAUCGUGGCCUCGGAAGCAGAGGGGUCCACGAUAAGCUUUGCGCCGCCCUCUAGCACCGAAUCUGAGACUCCCAAGGCCGGACCGUAUCGACCGAGUUAUUCGCGGCAAUCGUCGCUAGGAAAAUUCCCGAAUAGAUCCCGGCCUAGCGGUCAAGUGUUAGCCGGCGAGGAGAGCAGAAAAGUCAGUUUCGCGGAACAGUCUGACUGCGAGCCAUACUCAACGCAUCAUUCUCGAUUCCAUUCACGGCGGAAUUCUCGAGGAUCUACACAAGGAGGGGGCGAAUCUUAUGACCAAAUUCCAGAAAUGCUUGAAAGAUACAGAUUAAGUUCACAUCUAGAGGAGGAAGGUCAAAAUUCGGGUUACACACCGCAGGGAUUGGAGCUCUCUUUCAACGAGCUUCCAAGCAGAGCGCAGCAUCUCAUUGUGAACGAAUUGAUGCGUCAGCAUUCCAAGGAGACUGCUGUUCUUCUCAGCACGCUGCCAAUUCCUUCAGAGGGCACUUGCUUGGAUGAAGCUUCUACUAUACAGUAUCUCUCUGAUGUCGAGGUUCUCUGCAAUGAGCUGCCACCAACGCUGUUGGUUCUUAGCAACAAUAUGACAGUAACUGUCAACCUAUAGUCGAUCGCUUAAUCAAACAAUGAAUCAAUUCCAAAGCCGCAAUAUCUCCAUGAUUGACAGCUAGCAUGGAUGACCCAUGUAGAGGGCCUAAUUGAGGCUACUGAGGGAAAUACUACCACACUUGACGACAAAGUCUCUAAAAGAUGGCGUAAGCCGAGUCAUGACCAACAAAGGAUGGCAAAGAUUACUAGCCAGGAACAGCCUUGCAAAGACCAUGUCAGGCACAGGAACCGAGGAACGGGACAAGACAGUCGGAACUAACAGCUGAACCAUUCUGUCGAUAUAGUUUUCAUGAAUUCUUGCACGAGGUUUUGAAUAUCAGGGGCAAGGUUGACUGGAAUGGUCUCUGAGGUUGGAUAUGUCGGGUAGUGGAUAGGCGUUUUUUUGGUGGCUUGCGACCAUGAAUCAUGGGCCAUGUGGCUGUAUGUCACCUCUCAGUCUCAGUCUCUGUCAGUCGUCACUGAGAAAGAAUCAUGAGAGGGAAAUUUAUUUUCAGCUUUCAUUGUGUGCUUAUGUCUUUAUGCUCGGGCUCUCUUGCGGCCUAUCUCUGUAGAACGGUUGGUGCUCUUGGAUUGGAGCACUUUUGGUGUUGCCCAAACUGCAUUCUUGGGAGACAAACUCUC